AUGGGCUCAAUACAUGAGGGCAGAACUGUGAAAGUGAGCAAUGUUUCACUGGGUGCUUCCGAACAGGACAUCCAGGAAUUCUUUUCGUUCUCCGGGAUAAUUGAAUAUGUGGAGAUGAAAAGUGAGAGUGAGCGUUCUCAGACGGCAUUCGUCACUUUUAAGGACACUCAGGGAGCUGAGACUGCUGUUCUUCUAACGGCCUCUGAAGACAAGAAUGCAGGCGGCACAACCUCGUCUGCUGUCCAAAAAGCCGAGGAUGUCGUGAGCAGCAUGCUAGCCAAGGGCUUCGUUCUUGGAAAAGACGCCGUGAACAAGGCCAAGGCCUUUGACGAGAAGCAUCAGGUCAUAUCCACAGCCACAGCCAAAGUUGCCUCACUCGACCAGAAAAUUGGCCUUAGUGAGAAAAUCACCACUGGGGCUGCCAUUGUCAACGACAAGGUCAAGGAAGUCGACCAGAAGUUCCAAGUCUCUGAAAAGACGAAAUCGGCCUUUGCAGCAGCCGAGCAGACUGUUAGCACAGCUGGCUCGGCCAUUAUGAAAAACCGAUAUGUUUUGACAGGAGCUUCAUGGGUUACUGGGGCUUUCAGCAGGGUUACUAAGACUGCUGGUGAGGUUAGCCAGAAGACGAUGGAGAAAGUGGCUGAAGGCCAGCCUGGAAAACAUGCGUCAGAAGGUUAUGCCGAGAUUCAGACAACAUCUGGGUCUCCUCCAAAGGAAAGCACGGGUGAUAAGAAGAAGCCCUCGUCUCCAAAGGGAUUGAUUCUCUGAGUUGUGUUAGGGGAGAUUGAAUAAUGAACUUAUGUAUAUGCCUUCUUAUAUGUUGUGCGCAAGAAAGACUAGUUUGGUUAGUCUCUUUUGUUUUUCCUAAGGUUUUGUGAUUGGGUUUGAUCUGGAUUUUAUUCGGGAUGCUUGGUAGUGAUUUGAAUAUGUUUCUUAUUUUUAUUUUAUUUUGUUAUUACUUUUAUUUGUAUCCCUAAUUCCCUAUCCCCUGUCAGUCCUUUUGAAUUGUUUGUGUUUUAUUUUUUCAUGUCGAAUUGCACUCACGUAUAUGUGAGGUAUGAGGUUAAAAACCACGACUGUGUGCACAGGUAGGAUCGAAUGUGUCCCUCGCCCGUUAUCCAUUUUCAUAUUUGUUGCCUCUAUUAAUUUAUUUUAGAAAAUUAUUUAUCU
This is a messenger RNA of Striga asiatica, 1170 nucleotides long. The record is from the annotation of a GenBank genome assembly. Lineage: Eukaryota; Viridiplantae; Streptophyta; Magnoliopsida; Lamiales; Orobanchaceae.